Clupea harengus (Atlantic herring) is the source of this 1777-nucleotide messenger RNA. RefSeq names its product ubiquitin-conjugating enzyme E2A (RAD6 homolog) (gene ube2a). Lineage: Eukaryota; Metazoa; Chordata; Actinopteri; Clupeiformes; Clupeidae. The record is from RefSeq and is a predicted model, not a curated record.
CAGUGGUACUUCCGGUCCCUUGAGAGCCUGGCUUAGUUGAGAAACAGGCAAGAAUAUCAAGGCUACAUGCUAACUAGCUAGCCAAAUUGAUCAUAAUUGUAAGAUAGACAAAUAUAGCAAAAUAUCGCAGAUCGUUGUCAAGUCUUGACGUCGAUGUGUUAAGCUCUGUAUUAAUUAUUCACUAAAAUGUCAACCCCAGCAAGACGACGUUUAAUGAGAGAUUUUAAACGACUUCAAGAGGAUCCUCCAGCUGGAGUAAGCGGAGCCCCGUCAGAAAAUAAUAUCAUGGUCUGGAAUGCAGUCAUUUUUGGGCCAGAAGGGACACCUUUUGAAGACGGAACAUUCAAACUCACAAUAGAAUUUACAGAAGAAUACCCAAACAAGCCCCCCACAGUUCGUUUUGUCUCAAAAAUGUUUCAUCCAAAUGUAUAUGCAGAUGGUAGUAUAUGUUUGGACAUUCUUCAGAACCGCUGGAGUCCCACCUAUGAUGUAUCUUCAAUCUUAACCUCUAUACAGUCUCUACUGGAUGAACCAAACCCUAACAGUCCAGCCAACAGCCAGGCAGCUCAACUGUACCAGGAGAACAAGCGAGAAUACGAGAAGCGUGUGUCAGCCAUUGUAGAACAGAGCUGGCGAGAUUGUUGACCCCUUUGACUGUUCACCAAGUAUGAACAAUACCCAGCCUCGAUAGUCAAGAGGGAAAAAAAUCAGUCUCGCUCAAGAAUAAAAAUAAAUACACAUCAUGUUUUGAAAUCUACUCCUCUUACUCAGUAGAAUUGUCUGUUCCUUAGCUGUUUGCAAGGUUAGAGUGCUGUUGUGUUGUGAUCCCCCCCCAUGCAGGACCCUCUCCCCCAAAGGCACAUUUAUACUAAAUUAAAUGUACCAUGUUGUGCCUGGGUUACUUGCAACACAUUCUUUUCUUGUUGACCUACACCCCUUAAAUUGGAGAUGGUCUUUUUUGCCAUGUUUUACUCAGAGUUUGCCCCCUUAGGUGCAAGUUGAGUGCUUUUUGAGUGUUAACAAGAGUUGUUUGCAUUGCAGUUUGGUGUAUGGAGUCAUAUUUUGAUUGGAUAUUCUUGUGCCCAAAUUCAGUGAAUAAGUAUCACACAAGCUUUUUGUUUUAUUUACCCCUUCUCACUGAUUUGUAUCUAAGCUUAAUUAUGUGGAAUUGUUAAGAAACUGAAUUUAGUUCAGGCAGACAGUUCAGUGCCUGAUCUAAUAGUUGUAUUUGACAUCCAUCGUACAAUUAGGACUAGUGGUGGAGUUGGUAUACAUUCAUCUAUAAGGUCAAAAUUGUGAUGUGCAUUCUGAUUAAGAGUAUUUACAAAAGCAUAUCUUCAACUCCCUGCUAGAAAGGAGGUCUUGUGUUUGAUCAGUGUAAUUACCUUGGAUGCAGUUUUUAAGGGGAAACUGUUCAGAAGUUGUGCAUAAAUCGUGCCACUAGUUUUGGACUCAGAAUGUAUCGAAAUGGCACUGAAGAUCACGUCAAUACACUGUCCUAUACCCUGUUGCUACCUGGUUGCAUGGUUUACUUGCGCACCUUUCUGGUUUGAUUUUAAGUGCCGUUUACUUCUCAAUCCCACAUGGAGUUUCUAACCCAACAGCCUGGGCAUGACACUCUUGUGUGCUUGUCUUCUAAUGCAGUGUCUGUUUCCAAUCAUCUGGGUGAACAUUUUUUCUAAUGCACAUCAAAUUUCAGAGUGUCAAAUUUGCACUAGUAACCCAUGUAAGAAACUGUACAUUUUCUCACUUCUUGUAAAUAAACAGUAAAAUCAAA